Messenger RNA from Zea mays, 1075 nucleotides. RefSeq lists its product as uncharacterized. Lineage: Eukaryota; Viridiplantae; Streptophyta; Magnoliopsida; Poales; Poaceae. The coding region runs from base 41 to 1075 and encodes 344 amino acids. The record is from RefSeq and is a predicted model, not a curated record. Gene Ontology annotation, biological process: GPI anchor biosynthetic process. The transcript has 8 exons. Gene Ontology annotation, cellular component: endoplasmic reticulum membrane. Gene Ontology annotation, molecular function: hydrolase activity, acting on ester bonds.
GUUGUUAUUCUUUAUGAUUUCAAAUGGUACUUUCUUCUGAAUGAUGGAAAGGGAGAAUGAAAGGGCAAAGCUUGGCCUCCAGCCUGUUAACUAUCAUGGAAAAUGGCCUUUGAAGCGUGCCUCUGUGUUUCAGGAACCUUUAUCUGCAGCUCUCUCUGCGCUUACUCUUGUUGUGCAAUUUAAUGGGUGGCUAUCAUUUUUCCUCUUGCUUUAUUAUAAACUUCCUCUGCGGCUAGAAACUCACAAGACAUACUAUGAAUACACUGGCUUGUGGCACAUCUAUGGGCUCCUUGCCAUGAAUUCAUGGUUCUGGAGUGCCAUAUAUCACAGUUGUGACACAAUUUGGACAGAAAAGCUAUAUUUUUCAUCAGAUGCUGCCUUUCUAGGGUAUUCCCUCAUUUUGACGAUACUGCGGACUUCAAGUUUAAGAGACGAAGCAUCUAGAGUUAUGGUUGUCGCUCCUAUUCUAGCAUUUGUGACAACCCACAUUAUGUACCUCAACUUCUACGAACUUGACAAAGGCCGGAGGAAGGAUCUCAAUAUUCUCAAACAAGCAUUUAUAAGCUACCAGCUCCUGGCUUCAGCAUCAACCAUGCACAUAUCUCUGUCCGCAGAAUUUGACUACUCGGUUGGGCCAACAAUUGCAAUGAUGCAGCUCCUCAAGGGCAUCAACAGCUACAGGUCCUCGCUCAAGGUCCCGGCGCUGUCCGAGAAUAAGAACACGGUGUGCCUGGCCGAGCAGCUCGCGAGGCAGUUCAAGGGGCACGAGUGCACCAACACGUUUUUGGAUGCAACUAUAUUUGCAUUCUGGGCGAAGACAUCAGUGGAUAUUGAACCAAAGAGAAUUAGGCUGAAGUCAAGCAGUUAUACUUCAAAUACUAUGCUUGACACUGUGACAGCAGCAACAGUGCAGGUUGUAACAUUGCUCUAUGGCUCUAAACAUGCUACGAAAAGGAGACUUGAUAUGCUAGAAAAGAAGGCUCUAGAGUGCAGCGAGCCCACUGUUCCAUCCAGCAAGCAGGUGUUCGAUGAAAUGCCUGCCCGAGCCUGGCAAGUUUUUGAAAUGGCAAGCUAA